Messenger RNA from Malurus melanocephalus (red-backed fairy wren), 4661 nucleotides. RefSeq names its product aryl hydrocarbon receptor (gene AHR). Gene Ontology annotation, molecular function: protein dimerization activity; nuclear receptor activity; transcription cis-regulatory region binding. Lineage: Eukaryota; Metazoa; Chordata; Aves; Passeriformes; Maluridae. Gene Ontology annotation, biological process: regulation of transcription by RNA polymerase II. Gene Ontology annotation, cellular component: nucleus; aryl hydrocarbon receptor complex. The transcript is spliced from 11 exons. The coding region runs from base 110 to 2698 and encodes 862 amino acids. The record is from RefSeq and is a predicted model, not a curated record.
GGCGCCGGUGGGGCUCGCCCGCUGCCGGCAGCCGGGGCGAGGCGGGCAGGAGGGGCGGCGGCCCCCGGCCGGCGGCGCCCGCGGCGCGGGGCGCUAGAGCCGCGGCAGGAUGAACCCCAAUGUCACCUACGCCAGUCGCAAGCGGCGGAAACCUGUGCAGAAAAUUGUAAAGCCAUCCCCRGCCGAAGGAGUCAAGUCCAAUCCAUCCAAGAGACACAGGGACCGCUUGAAUGCGGAGCUGGAUCGCUUGGCGAGCCUGCUGCCUUUCCCUCAAGACGUUAUCGCCAAAUUGGAUAAGCUGUCUGUGCUUAGGCUUAGCGUCAGUUACCUGAGAGCUAAAAGUUUUUUUGACGUUGCAUUAAAAUCUUCUAACUCUACCAGACCAGAAAGAAAUGGCAUUCAGGAAUCCUCUAAAACAGGAAAGAGUGGAGAAGGGAUGCAGAUCCUGGAAGGAGAACUCCUAUUGCAGGCAUUAAAUGGAUUUGUGUUAGUUGUUACAGCAGAUGCUCUGGUUUUUUACGUCUCUUCUACUGUCCAAGACUACUUGGGAUUCCAACAAUCAGAUAUUAUACAUCAGAGUGUGUUUGAAUUGAUUCACACAGARGACAGAGCUGAGUUUCAACGACARCUACAUUGGGCAUUAAAUCCUGCCCAGUCCACAGAUUCUGGACCAAGUAUACAAGGAGAUAAUAGCUUUUCACAGCCAGCAACCUAUUAUAACCCAGACCAACUUCCUCCAGAGAAUUCUUCCUUUAUGGAAAGGAAUUUUGUCUGCAGGUUACGAUGCCUCCUGGAUAAUUCAUCUGGAUUCCUGGCUAUGAAUUUUCAAGGACGAUUAAAGUUUCUUCAUGGACAAAACAAGAAAGGGAARGAUGGUGCUACUUUGUCUCCUCAGCUYGCUCUGUUUGCAGUGGCCACUCCCCUGCAGCCACCAUCUAUCCUUGAGAUACGAACCAAAAACUUCAUCUUCAGAACWAAACACAAACUGGACUUCACACCUACUGGCUGCGAUGCUAGAGGAAAGAUUGUGCUGGGAUACACYGAAGCAGAGCUGUGCAUGAAAGGAUCAGGAUACCAGUUUAUUCAUGCAGCUGAUAUGCUUUAUUGUGCUGAAAAUCACAUCCGAAUGAUGAAGACAGGUGAGAGUGGAAUGACUGUAUUUAGGCUUCUAACCAAAGGAAAUCGAUGGGCCUGGCUACAGGCAAAUGCACGUCUUGUCUACAAAAAUGGAAGRCCAGAUUACAUCAUUGCCACGCAAAGAGCUCUUUCAGAUGAAGAAGGGGCAGAACAUCUACGGAAGCGUAACAUGAAGUUGCCCUUCAUGUUUGCCACUGGUGAGGCUGUGUUGUACGAGGCAUCUUUCCCCAUGUUGAGCCUUAUGGACCCCUCUCAACCGAAGAGUAAAAGUACAAUGAGAAAAGGAGCCAAAGCAACGCUGCAAAAUGAUUCUGUGGAUCCAAACUCCCUCCUGGGUUUCAUGUUAAGUCAAGAUGAGUCUGUUUAUCUCUGCCCUCCAGCAUCRCAUAAACUUUCUUUUGAGCGGAACUUCUUUGCAGACAGCAAGGAUGAACUGGGUGAUGUUGUUAGCAGUGGCUGGACAGACAAUCUCCUACCUACUGGAACUCACAACAUUCUCAAACGGGAGCUGAUGGAGUGUUCCCCGGACAAUACUGUUCCACUUCCUGAAGACAGUGCAGCCCUCUUUCAGGAUAGCAAAACCAGUGAUUUGUACAGCAUCAUGAAAAAUCUGGGUAUUGACUUUGAAGAUCUAAAGUGUAUUCAGCAGGAGGAGUUUUUUAAAACUGAAUUAUCUGAUGUGGAUGAUAUUGCGGACAUCAACAUAACUGACGAAAUCCUGACUUAUGUUCAGGAUUCCUUAAAUAAAUCUGAYUUCUUGUAUUCAGACUGUAACCAGCAGCAGCCCUUAGUCCAGAAUGAAGGCUGCAUGAUACAGCAGGACUUAGAGUCACAUCAACUGGAUCAGCACCAGAAACAGCUCGUGGAACAGCAACAACAGCAGCAGCAACGGCAGCUCUGUCAAAAGAUGAAACAUAUGCAAGUCAAUGGGAUGUUCACAAAUUGGAGCUCUGGCAUCAGCAUGCCUCUUAGCUGCUCACAGCRGCAGCCCCAGCAAUACAUGUUUCCUGGCAUGCAUGCCACUACAUCUGAAUUCCCUUACAAAUCAGAAAUAAACCCUUCCCCUUAUGAGUGUAGGCAAGACUUUGCUCCUUACAAGCAGCCCACAGCGAUGAUGCCGCAGCUUUCUAAUUUUGCUCAAAUGGAUUUUCCUGCAGSAGGUUUUGACAGAUCGACCUAUUCUGCUUCUUCCAACUUUGAGGAUUUUCUCAGUUGUUUGCAGCAAGUCCCUGAGAACCUUGAGUGUGGGAUAAACUCUGAGUCAGUUAUGCUCACYCCUGAAACGUGCUAUGCAGGCGCUGUUUCUAUGUACCCGUGCACGCAGGAGGCACAGCCCAGCUGCGUGGAWCAAAUGCAGUAUGAUCCUAUGAUGACAAAUCAACAACAGCAAACCUUGGGRAACAAGUUCCAAAAUGGUUUCARUGGAGGAAAUGUAAAUGAAUCAUAUCCCUCUCAGUUAGAUGUGAUCAGUAAUGCACAGACUGCCACACAUCUUCAGCCUCUUCAUCAUCCAAAAGAACCCAGAUCCUUCUCAGAUUUGGCAUCUAGUGGAUUUAUGUGAUUCAGACCUAGAGCUCCAUCUGUGAUUUUGUCUGGGCRUCAGGUUGCUCUGAGGAAAAGCUUGAUAAGUCUGUCUUUGAGCAUCAGACUUUAACAGCUAAAUUACAUUUUGAGAAUAUGAGGUUGGUUGCACUAUAUACGGGUGGAUACGUAAUUCAAGACCCGGCUUUUUCGAAUGACAGGUGGAAUUAAAUCUUCCUAUUAAAAGUAUGCAUGUGCUGUUUUCCAUCAGGUUGACUGUGUCCUUGCAGUAUGGAUUGCAUACAUACUACAGACUAUGUCAUGCUAUACAACAUAAGAUAAGGCAAAUGGUUUUGUUGUUUAGAAAAUAAUUGGGCACUUUACAAAUAGCAUUGAUGGCACAAGGAAGGUGAUUUCACACAUAUUUCCAGACUUUAUUUUUAAAAAACUAUUAAAAAAAGCUCUAAAUUAAUGAGAAUCAAAAGCACUUAAUUUUAAUGCAUACUAAGCUCUUUAAUCACUUAUUUUAUAUUUAAAUCCUUUUGUUUUAAGUCUCCAUUUCUAGCACUUUAAUAGAAGGCUUAAUACAAGGAUAUGAUAUGCAACUUCAGGUUUUCUACGAAACAGACCCCUUGCAUUCCUCYUUUUCAUGUCAACCUAAAGUGCCUCACAAUUUAGCUACCUUGUUUCUGAUGGGAGCUUAUUUUAGCAAAACUCACUAUAAAUGUCAUCUCUAGUAUGUGAACUUUUAGCUAACAUCUACAGUGCUACUGGCUGUGUCUUUUUUUUUUCUUUCCCUCUAACAAUUAUUUGUUUAGAGAGUGACUUAAUUCUUUAUCUGUGGAUUUGUUACACUGUUAUCAGGAGUUGUUAAUGUUCUGAAUUUAGUUCAGCUAAGGAAUUUGAGUUUAUUYUAUACUGCUUUUCUGCUUUCUUCAGGUAAUACAGGGUAUAUUAAAAAAGCAGAUUUUGCUGAGGGGGAGGAGCAGAUCCUCAGGAUUAGUUUUAGAUUAUUAAUGCUGAAAAACAUGUGCCUUAUCUUGUGUUAAAACGCUCACAAUGUUCUUUAGAAAUAAUACAAGGCUGCUCUAUGCAAAUAUUUUCAUUAAAAUGAAUAUUGAAAAGGAUUGCAUUUUCAAUAAAAGGGGUAAAGAAGUCUCAACAGUGAUUGCUAUUGACAUUAUUUUGACUGCAGUUUUCAAUGUUAAUAGUGGGGAAAGGAUGAGUUUGGUUUCAAUUUUGUCCCUGGCAAAUUGCACUGCAAAGAACAGACUGGUUAUUUUUUUUGUGUAUGUUGGUCCAUUUGAAAAGCUUUGUGCAUAAURUGAAAUUGGGGAAAUAAAAAGGUCRUUAGAGAAAUUCUCCUUGUAAUAGAACUAGACAUAUCCACUAAAMUUUCUGGGGUUUUGUUUUGCUUUUAUCUGAGGACUGUUAAAAUUGCAGACACCAAUGUUUGGUGCAAAAUAAUAAUCUACGUGAAAAAUACAGAAAUGUGUAUAUGUUCAAAAUAUUUCAUACUCUUGUGUGUUGUAUAGUUCAUAUAUAAUAAAAUGUCUUUGUAAAAUAUUUUAAACAGUUAAUUUURAAGUGUUAUAUCAUAAUAUGUUAUGAACAAUUUUAUUACAUUUGUUAUGUAUAAUGUAAAAUGGCAAUUUAGCCAGUUUGUUUGAAGCAGGCAAAAGUAAAUUGGCUCCCUCCAGAUAGUUGUUAAUAUUGUUUAAUAAAGGACAAUCACUUAAAAUUUGAAUCCUUUCAUAGCUGAAACAUGCUUUCUUUAAAGAAGAGCAUAUUUUCUUCUGUUCUGUGUGAUGUGAUACGUUAGGCCAAACUUCUAACUCAGUUACGACAUUUCAUAUUAAUAAGAUCAGCAGUUCUUUUAAGUGAAAUUAGCAUGUAUGAAAGGGACAUUAAAGAAGCAAUUACUGUUCAGGAAAAUCCCACAAUGACAUUGUGGGUUUUAUUAUAAGGUUGCUUUUUUUUUUUUUUUUUUUUUUUUUUUUUUU